This is a messenger RNA of Rubroshorea leprosula, 753 nucleotides long. NCBI's taxonomy places the organism in Eukaryota, Viridiplantae, Streptophyta, Magnoliopsida, Malvales, Dipterocarpaceae. The record is from the annotation of a GenBank genome assembly.
CCCCGUGGUGUUCCACAAAUUGAAGUCAAGUUUGACAUUGAUGCAAAUGGCAUUCUUUCUGUAACUGCUGUUGAUAAGGGCACUGGGAAGAAGCAGGACAUCACCAUUACUGGCGCUAGCACCUUGCCAAGUGAUGAGGUUGAGAGAAUGGUGAAGGAAGCAGACAGAUUUGCUGAGGAGGACAAGCAAAAAAGAGAUGCCAUUGACACAAAGAACCAAGCUGAUUCUGUUGUAUACCAGACAGAAAAGCAGCUAAAAGAGCUUGGGGACAAGGUUCCUGGUCCCGUGAAAGAGAAAGUUGAGGGCAAACUUCAAGAGCUCAAGGAUGCUAUAUCUGGGGGCUCAACACAAGCUAUGAAGGAUGCCAUGGCAGCCCUUAACCAGGAAGUGAUGCAGCUUGGUCAGUCCCUUUACAACCAACCAGGUGCAGCUGGAGCUGGUGGUGCUGGUCCUGCACCUGGGGCGGAUGCUGGAUCUUCAGAUUCCGGGAGCAAGGGGCCUGAUGGAGAUGUUAUUGAUGCAGAUUUCACUGACAGCAAAUGAGCAAAAGAAAUGUUGGCCAGUGUUUAUCGGUGUGCAUUGGAAACGGGUUUUGCAGGUGUAAUGGCUUUGGUGGUCAUUUUUGUUUCCAAUGGAAGUUGUAAACAAUUGAUUCUAGGACUAUAGAGGACAUAGAGAUUGAUGCUUCAAAAUGCUCUUGAUUAAAUAUUGUUUAGACUCAUCAUUGAUUAAUAAUAAAUCAAAAUAAUUAGU